Molecule: messenger RNA, 3531 nt
Organism: Magnolia sinica
Lineage: Eukaryota; Viridiplantae; Streptophyta; Magnoliopsida; Magnoliales; Magnoliaceae
Product: 110 kDa U5 small nuclear ribonucleoprotein component CLO
Exons: 11
Coding region: 236-3205 (989 amino acids)
Biological process (GO): mRNA splicing, via spliceosome
Cellular component (GO): U4/U6 x U5 tri-snRNP complex; U2-type catalytic step 2 spliceosome; cytosol
Molecular function (GO): GTPase activity; translation elongation factor activity; U5 snRNA binding
Source: RefSeq, a predicted model, not a curated record
AGAUUUAUCCUAAAAGGAUCUUUCAAAAUGGAUGGACGGCUUGGAUAAAAGACAUAUAUCACGAUGGGCCCCACAGAUCCCCUGACACGACUAUCCUUCUGUAGCUAGGUCGUGGUGGUCGUAGUACCCAAUCCGCGCCCCUCAGGUUCUCUUAACACUUCGGUUAUUUCCCUGACGCCACCAUCUUCUCCGGCCAAAAGUCGCACGACGCUCGAAAUCAGGCUCAAACAUCACCAUGGACGAUAGCUUGUACGAUGAAUUCGGCAACUACAUUGGACCAGACAUUGAUUCGGAUCAUGAAUCUGAUGGGGAUGAGGAAGAGGAUGAAGACAUCACUGAUAAGCCCACAGAAGAAGCACCUGGCUCCGACGAUGAGGAUGGCAAUGCCGCUGCCAAUGGGUGGUUGACCACUUCAAAUGAUGUUGACAUGGAUAACCAGAUUGUUCUUGCUGAAGACAAAAAGUACUACCCUACUGCCGAAGAGGUCUAUGGCGAAGACGUUGAAACCCUUGUCAUGGAUGAAGACGAACAACCUCUUGAACAACCAAUCAUAAAGCCUGUGAGAAACAUAAAGUUUGAGGUGGGCGUGAAGGAUUCGUCCACAUACGUCUCAACCCAAUUUCUUCUUGGUCUAAUGUCAAAUCCCACCCUCGUUCGCAAUGUUGCGUUGAUUGGGAACCUCCAGCAUGGCAAGACUGUUUUCAUGGACAUGCUGGUCGAGCAGACACACCACAUCUCCACCUUUGAUCAAAACAGUGAGAAGCACAUGAGGUAUACGGAUACAAGGAUUGACGAGCAAGAGAGGAGGAUUUCGAUUAAGGCAGUGCCCAUGUCUCUAGUUCUCGAAGAUAGCAAUGCAAAAUCCUAUCUUUGUAAUAUCAUGGACACUCCUGGCCACGUAAAUUUCUCUGACGAGAUGACUGCUGCACUCAGGCUUGCUGAUGGCGCUGUGUUAAUUGUGGAUGCUGCAGAAGGAGUAAUGGUUAACACCGAGAGAGCCAUUCGGCAUGCUAUUCAGGAACGACUUCCUAUUGUGGUUGUAAUCAAUAAGGUUGACAGGCUGAUAACAGAACUUAAACUGCCACCAGCUGAUGCUUAUCACAAGUUAAGGAAUACAUUGGAAGUCAUCAAUGACCUGAUCUCUUCAUUCUCUACCACAGCAGGAGGCAUCCAAACGGUUGACCCAGCUGCCGGAAAUGUAUGCUUCGCCAGUGCCAGUGCAGGGUGGUCCUUCACCCUCCAAUCGUUUGCCAAACUCUAUGUUAAACUUCACGGAAUUCCAUUUGAUGCUGCAAAGUUUGCUAAACGACUCUGGGGAGACAUGUACUAUCACCCCGAUGACCGAGUUUUCAGGAAGAAACCCCCAAUGAGUGGAGGCGAAAGAUCUUUUGUGCAGUUUGUUCUCGAACCCCUAUACAAGAUAUAUAGUCAAGUCAUCGGAGAACAUAAGAAGAGUGUGGAGGCCACUCUAGCAGAACUUGGUGUCACUCUUAGUAAUGCAGCAUAUAGACUGAAUGUCAGGCCUUUACUGAGGCUGGCUUGCAGCUCAGUUUUCGGGUCUGCCACUGGCUUCACUGACAUGUUGGUUGAGCACAUCCCUUCGGCUAGGGAUUCUGCAGUUAGGAAGAUAGAGCACACAUACACAGGGCCUCAAGACUCGAUGAUUGCCGAGGCUAUGAAAGACUGUGAUCCUUCUGGCCCACUCAUGGUUAAUGUGACCAAGCUUUAUCCAAAGUCUGAUUGUAGUGUUUUUGAUGCUUUUGGUAGAGUUUAUAGUGGUACCAUUCAGACAGGACAGACGUUACGUGUACUGGGUGAAGGUUAUUCACCGGAUGAUGAGGAAGACAUGACCGUCAAAGAAGUUACGAAGUUGUGGGUUUAUCAAGCUCGGUACCGCAUUCCUAUUAGUAAGGCGCCGGCAGGUUCCUGGGUUCUUAUUGAAGGUGUGGAUGCUUCGAUCAUGAAGACUGCGACCCUUUGUCCCCUGGAUUUGGACGAAGAGGUGUACAUCUUUCGGCCUCUUCGCUUCAACACUCUGCCUGUUGUCAAGACAGCAACUGAACCGUUGAAUCCUAGUGAGUUGCCAAAAAUGGUCGAAGGUCUUCGAAAAAUUAGUAAGAGUUAUCCUUUGGCUAUUACCAAAGUCGAGGAGUCAGGGGAGCACACAAUAUUAGGGACAGGGGAGAUUUAUUUGGAUUCUAUCAUGAAGGAUCUUAGAGAGCUCUAUUCUGAAGUAGAAGUCAAGGUGGCCGAUCCAGUUGUAACAUUUUGUGAGACGGUGGUGGAGUCCUCUUCAAUGAAGUGCUUUGCGGAAACACCCAACAAAAAGAAUAAAAUUACUAUGCUUGCAGAGCCAUUGGAGAAGGGACUUGCAGAGGAUAUUGAGAAUGGGGUAGUGAGCAUUGAUUGGCCUCGAAAGAAACUCGGUGAAUUCUUUCAGACCAGAUAUGACUGGGACUUACUUGCGGCACGGUCCAUAUGGGCUUUUGGGCCUGAUAAGCAGGGACCAAACAUACUGCUAGAUGAUACUCUUCCCAGCGAAGUCGACAAGAACUUGCUGAAUUCUGUCAAGGAUUCUAUUGUACAGGGAUUCCAGUGGGGUGCCCGAGAAGGACCCCUUUGCGAUGAACCCAUCAGAAAUGUGAAAUUCAAAAUUCUCGAUGCGACAAUUGCUCCCGAGCCCUUGCAUCGGGGUGGUGGUCAGAUCAUUCCCACAGCUCGGCGGGUGGCUUAUUCAGCUUUCCUCAUGGCAACCCCGCGGCUAAUGGAACCUGUAUACUAUGUAGAGAUUCAAACCCCAAUAGAUUGCGUCUCUGCAAUCUACACAGUCUUAUCUCGUAGACGUGGGCAUGUGACAGCUGAUGUUCCGAAGCCGGGCACCCCUGCUUAUAUUGUUAAGGCAUUUUUACCGGUGAUAGAAUCGUUUGGUUUUGAGACGGACUUGCGAUACCAUACUCAGGGGCAGGCAUUUUGCCUCUCGGUGUUUGAUCACUGGGCCAUUGUUCCUGGUGACCCUCUAGACAAAAGCAUAGUCCUCCGGCCCCUUGAACCUGCUCCCAUCCAACACCUUGCCCGUGAGUUCAUGGUGAAAACAAGGCGUCGGAAGGGUAUGAGCGAGGAUGUAAGCAUCAACAAGUUCUUCGACGAGGCUAUGGUUGCCGAGCUUGCGUUGCAGGCUGCUGAGCUUCAUCAGCAGAUGAUGUAAUAAAGUAUGGAAACAUCUUCCUCUCUCUGCCAUUUUGUUCUCGGUGUUUAGAAGUUAGAACUAGAGAUGUAAAUGCAAAUGGCUGGUGUAUCUUGCAAUGUGUCUGUUGGUUUUUUGCACCCAUGGAGAAUCCGUUUAGGAUGAGUUUUUAGCAAUUACUGCAGUCAAUCAGUGGAAGUUUAGCAGAUCCAAAAGCUUACAAUCAUCUGAUUCUUGCAAUCAUACAAGAUAGGCUUGCUUUCCUUUUUGAGCAGAAAGGCAAUUCAGUAUAAGAUAAUAGCAAUUGCUGUAAUUUGGCCACCAUAAGAGAAUGUUGUAUGAGUGCC